Messenger RNA from Hyaena hyaena (striped hyena), 1049 nucleotides. It is a transcript of the gene TLCD1, whose product is annotated as TLC domain containing 1. Gene Ontology annotation, cellular component: plasma membrane. Lineage: Eukaryota; Metazoa; Chordata; Mammalia; Carnivora; Hyaenidae. The transcript is spliced from 4 exons. The record is from RefSeq and is a predicted model, not a curated record. Gene Ontology annotation, biological process: phospholipid homeostasis; regulation of membrane lipid distribution; membrane assembly. Bases 152 to 895 code for a protein of 247 amino acids.
AGGGGCCUAGAGGGCUCGGCGAAAUCUGUGUGAGGCUGGCGGCCGGCGGCGAGGUGGCCGGGGUGGGCUGGCCCGAGAGGGAGCCAGGUUCCCUGAGCGGACCGAGGAGGCCGCCUCGAGGGCGGACGGACAGACGGCAGGGAGGGCCAGCAUGCCCCCUCUGCUGCACCCCGCCCUGCCGCUGCUCCUGGGCGCCACGCUGACCUUCCGGGGGCUUCGGAGCGCGCUCGGCCGCCUGCCUCUGCCGGCGCACGUGCGCGCCGACCCCCUACGCACCUGGCGCUGGCACAACCUGCUCGUCUCUUUCGCCCACUCCAUUGUGUCCGGAAUCUGGGCGCUGCUGUGCAUAUGGCAGACCCCGGAGCUGCUGGUGGAGAUUGAGACGGCAUGGUCGCUUUCUGGCUAUCUGCUGGUUUGCUUCUCCACAGGGUAUUUCAUCCACGACAUGAUGGAUAUCGUGAUUAGCCGUCAGGCGGGAGCUUCUUGGGAAUACCUGGUUCAUCACGUCAUGGCCCUGGCUGCUUUCUUUUCGGGCAUCUUCUGGAGCAGGUUUGUCGGUGGGGGCGUCCUAACAUUGCUGGUGGAGGUCAGCAACGUAUUCCUCACCUUCCGCAUGAUGAUGAAGAUCAACAACGCCCAGCACCUUCUCCUCUACCAGGUCAACAAAUAUGUCAACUUGGUCAUGUACUUUUUCUUCCGCCUGGCCCCGCAGGCCUACCUCACUCACUUCUUCUUGCGUUAUUUGGGCCAGAGGACUCUGGGUGCCUUUCUGCUGGGUAUCCUGCUCAUGCUGGACAUCAUGAUCCUCAUCUACUUUUCCCGCCUUCUCCGCUCAGACUUCUGCCCUCAGAGUGUCCCCAGCCAGCAACACAAAGACAAGUUUUUGACUGAAUGAGAGGCACAAAGCCUACAACUUGUGGCAGGAGCAAAUGCGGCCCAGAACAGUCUCACACAUGUAUGAAAGCAGCUCCCAGCCUGGGGCUCCCUCUGGGGAUAGCCUCUCCACCUUUCAAGUCCCACACCUACUAUUGAAAAUGCUAAUGAAAGCA